Molecule: messenger RNA, 1535 nt
Organism: Amblyraja radiata (thorny skate)
Lineage: Eukaryota; Metazoa; Chordata; Chondrichthyes; Rajiformes; Rajidae
Product: cyclin-dependent kinase 5 activator 1
Exons: 1
Coding region: 372-1328 (318 amino acids)
Biological process (GO): brain development; axon guidance
Cellular component (GO): cytoplasm; growth cone; protein kinase 5 complex
Molecular function (GO): protein kinase binding; cyclin-dependent protein serine/threonine kinase activator activity
Source: RefSeq, a predicted model, not a curated record
AGUCCACCCUAACACCAGCUGGUGACAGGUUGGUCCGAGCGACUGGCGAACCCAGCCCAAGAUCUCUCCAUCCCUGGGCCAGAAGAUCUCUCCAUCCCUGGACCAGAAGAUCUCUCCAUCCCUGGGCCAGAAUAUCUCUCCAUCCCUGGGCCAGAAGAUCUCUCCAUCCCUGGGCCAGAAUAUCUCUCCAUCCCUGUGCACCUGGAAGAGACAACCUGAAAAUCCAAUGAGGCUUUGUUGAUCGGGGGGAGGUCGAGCUUGUGUCUCUCCAGAUACCACAGCGAGAGGUCCACCAGAGGAGAUACCUACCUCCACCACCCCGACCUCCACCCGCAGUGUAAGGCGGUGCCGGUCGGAUUCCAGAGAGGGACAUGGGCACGGUGCUCUCGCUGUCUCCCGAGCCCAAGGGCAAGGGCGUCUCGGUAGAAGGUGGUCCACAGGGUGGCAAGAGCGCCAAGGAGAAGAGCCUGAAGAAGCACUCGGUCCUCAUCUCCGCCCUCACCUGGAAGCGUCUUGUGGCCGCCUCCGCCAAGAAGAAGAACGCCAAGAAGGUCAACCCGACGCCGGCCGUUCAGGUGUACGCCUCCGGGAACAGCGAUGCGGUGAAACAGCUCAACAGCGAGAACCUCAAGAAGUCCUGCCCACUCUUGGGUCAAGCCCCGAGCGGCCCCGAACCUUACCCGGGGCAACAGAAGCCCCCCAGCGCCCCCAUCCCCGUCCCGGUCCCAGUGGCCCCGACCAACCUCCUCAAGCCCACGGCCAAGAACCUCCAGCCCUCCCAGAAGCAGCCUAGCGGCGGCGGUCUCUACUCCUCCCCUCGCCGGGUGGUGGUGCAGGCGUCCACCGGGGAGCUCCUCCGCAGCCUGGGCGACUUCUUGUGCCGCCGGUGCUACCGCCUGAAGCAGAUGAACGCCAACGAGCCGGUGCUGUGGUUCAGAAACGUGGAUCGCUCGCUGCUCAUCCAGGGCUGGCAAGACCAAGGCUUCAUCACCCCGGCCAACGUGGUCUUCGUCUACCUCCUCUGCAGGGAGGUGGUGGACGGGGAGAUCGCCACCGACUUCGAACUGCAAGCCACGUUCCUGACCUGUCUCUACCUCGCCUAUUCCUACAUGGGCAACGAAAUAUCUUACCCACUCAAGCCCUUUCUGGUGGAAACCAACAAGGAGGUCUUCUGGGAACGAAGUCUUGCCAUCAUCGACCGGAUGAGUGCCAAAAUGCUUAGGAUAAACUCCGACCCACACUAUUUCACCGAGGUCUUCCAAGAUCUCAAGAACGAAUCCAACAUCAGAGACUCCAAGGGGCAGUAUAUAAUAAGUCUGGACCGUUAGAAUAGUCUUUAAAAAAAAAUAAAUCUAAAUCAAUAAAAUAACAUGAAUGAUAAUUCUAUAUAAUAGCCGAACGAGUGGGUGCCGAGCAAGUGUCCAUUGUUAAUCUCAGAGAGCAGUUCCAAGACCCCGGGGCCACCAGAGUUAAAUCAGAGGAGGUUUGGACGAAAUCUGUUUUAAUAAAAAAACUGGCCUUGAAGCCGAACAAAA